GCCGCUCGGCUCCCAAUGAAAAUUUCGCAGUACCUGAUCAUCAGCUCUACGGAACGUAUCAUGUCCCAGGAAAGCAAUAGUUUGACACCCACUUGGCUCACUCGGGACUAUGUGGAGGAAAAGCUGCGUUCGUAUUACAAAAAUGACUCACUUAGGGUGGACAAACUGGACAUCAAGCCGGCGCUUGGCAACGGGGAGAAUUAUGCCAGCGUGAUGACCCGCAUCAAUGUGGAAUAUACUACGAAAAGCAUAAGGGAAUCCACUAGAUUCUUGGCCAAGACCACUUUUCCCGAUCGAGAUCCGGCGGCGGAGGUGCUAAUGGGCUAUGGAGUGUACACUCGGGAAAUGGACAUGUAUGAGCUGAUCCUGCCCAGACUGACGGAUCUGGUGCGGAACGAGCUGGGCGAUACCAGGAAACUGUUUGCGGGCACCGUGAAUGUGGAUCGGAAACGGGACUCCAUCAUCUUUGAAGAUCUAUCGCUGGAGAAGUACUAUGUAGCAGAUCGCCUCAAAAAACUCGACCUGGAGCAUGCUCAUCUGGUUUUGGACAAACUGGCUAAAUUCCAUGCAGCCGGAGCAGCUCUAGCCGAAAGGCAGCCUGGUAUCUUUGCCAAGAAUUUCGAUCGAGGGUUUUUCAACCAACACACUAGAGGUUACGAGUCCAUUAUGAGGAAUCUUCUGAAGGCCCUGUCGCGUUCCUUGGAACUGGAGCCCGAGUUGCGCAAACGGUACCAGGCCAAGAUCGAUCGUCUGGUGGACAAUGUUAUGGACUACGGCGAGAGGUCGACUUUAAAUAACCCAGGGGACUUUCUAACCCUAGCCCAUGGAGAUCUUUGGACCACCAAUGUUAUGUUUCAGUACGAUGAUGAAGGUAAUCCCACCAAUGCCAUCUUCAUUGACUUCCAGUUCAGCGUCUGGAACUCUCCGGCCAUCGAUCUGCACUAUUUCUUUUCAACUGCUCUACAGCCACAUAUCCGUUUGAAGAAUCAGCCUGAACUCGUCCAGUUUUACUACUACAAACUAAAGGAUGCCCUGAAGGCAGUCAAAUAUUCGGGGCAAGUUCCCAGUUUGUUCGCCUUCCAGCAGCAGUUCCGGAGCAGAGCCUUCUAUGCUGCCUUUGCGUCUCUUUGCUUCGAGCCUUCGAUGGCAUACGAUGGCAAGGAGGAGGCCUCCAUGGAACAGAUUAUGACUUCAUCGGAAAAGGGAUUGCGAUUCCAGAACGACCUUUACCAGAGGGAAGAAAUCAGGAAAAAGAUGCACGACACCCUACCGUUUCUAGAUCACUUGGGAUUACUCGAUGUUAUGUAAAAUAUAUUAGAAAUAUUUACAAUUUUUUAUUAAAUUUAUUACUUAAUAAAAUAAAUGUAUUACACUUUACGCAAAAAACAAAAAA
Messenger RNA from Drosophila elegans, 1393 nucleotides. RefSeq lists its product as uncharacterized. NCBI's taxonomy places the organism in Eukaryota, Metazoa, Arthropoda, Insecta, Diptera, Drosophilidae. The record is from RefSeq and is a predicted model, not a curated record. The coding region runs from base 16 to 1308 and encodes 430 amino acids. The transcript has 2 exons.